Conger conger (European conger) is the source of this 981-nucleotide messenger RNA. RefSeq names its product olfactory receptor 1F1-like. The record is from RefSeq and is a predicted model, not a curated record. The transcript has a single exon. Gene Ontology annotation, molecular function: olfactory receptor activity; G protein-coupled receptor activity. Lineage: Eukaryota; Metazoa; Chordata; Actinopteri; Anguilliformes; Congridae. Gene Ontology annotation, biological process: G protein-coupled receptor signaling pathway. The coding region runs from base 1 to 981 and encodes 326 amino acids. Gene Ontology annotation, cellular component: membrane.
AUGAGCCCUCUGAAUUCAGCCUUAUUUACAAAUGGCAGUAAUGACAAUAUUGUCCAUCCUGACUACUUUUUCAUAAGUGGUCUUGUUGGUAUUCCCCACACUAACUAUUACUAUAUCUUCUUGGGCUUUGUUUAUGCUGUGACUGUACUGGGAAACACUUUUAUCAUGUUUAUGAUUUACACUGAUCACUGUCUCCACAGUCCAAAAUACAUUGUAGUUUUUAAUUUGGCUCUGUCCGACUUGUGCGGAAGCACUGCACUUGUUCCUCAGUUAAUUGACACCUUCCUGUUUAAAUUACAUUUAAUAUCCUUUGAGGCCUGCUUAACUAGCAUGUUUUUUGUUAUUGGGUUUCUCACUAUGCAGUCGUAUAGUCUCGCAGCUCUGUCUUAUGAUAGAUGUAUUGCUAUAUGCUUUCCACUGAGAUACAAUGAGAUUGUGACUAGUAAAUCAAUGUUGGUCAUCAUAGCCAUAUUAUGGAGCAUUGCCGGACUGGCUUUUCUCAUAGCUGUGAUUUUUAUCAACACACUGUCAUUCUGCAAAUCCACUGUGAUAAAAAGCUAUUUCUGUGAGCAUGGACCUGUGCUCCGUUUGGCGUGCAAUGACAACACUCCAAGUUCUGUGAUUCAUUGGACACAUCCUAUUAUGAUUUUCUGGUUUCCAGCACUUUUUAUCAUCUGCACAUACAUUUGUAUUGGCAGAGCGUUAUUAAAAAUUGCAGCAGCUUCAGAGCGCCUCAAAGCCAUGAAAACAUGCACCUCUCAUUUGAUCUUGGUGAGUGUGUUUUAUCUUCCUUUAUGCUUUGGCGUUGCUCUGGGCCCUAUCAUUCACCAGAAUGCAAAGAUUCUUAACAUGUCUCUGUCGACUGUCUUGCCACCUAUGCUGAAUCCCAUCAUUUACUCAUUGAAGACAGAAGAAUUCACAGAAUCCAUUAAGAAGCUGUACAGGAGAAAGAAGAUGGACAUGAUUGUCACAAAUAAAUGA